This is a messenger RNA of Klebsormidium nitens, 1245 nucleotides long. Lineage: Eukaryota; Viridiplantae; Streptophyta; Klebsormidiophyceae; Klebsormidiales; Klebsormidiaceae. The record is from the annotation of a GenBank genome assembly.
GUUAAAAGUGCUCGCGAUAUAAUGCGCGCAUAAGGAAAGCAGCUACGCAGGGGCGCAACCAUUCAUUUGAUGCUGAUCUAUGGGCGCGCGGAUAGGUACGGUAUGUAGGUAGCUUGAUGGGCGCAGAGGACAGCUGUCUAGAAGCUAGAAGGCGCUUCUCAUAGCAAUCUCUAUUUUGCUCAAAUAGGCAUGGCUAAUCUGAAGGAAAACUUUAGCUUUCUGCGAUAGAUUGAAUUGCGUGCAAUUUCAACGUUGAACUGUGAUUCUCAGAGUCAAAAAGGCCCUCGCAGUUGAUUGGAUUAGCAUUUCCUUUUGCUCAAAAGUGUGGGCAUGGCGGGUGGCGAUGGGGAGACUGUAAGCCUCAAGGAUCAGGGCAAUGCGCACUUCAAAGCAGCACAGUACCUAAAAGCAGCAGCUACGUACUCCAAGGCAAUCAAAGAGGACCCAGACAAUGCAACCUUGUUCAGCAACCGCUCCGCGUCCUUUCUCCAGCUCAACAAAGUUACAAAGGCACUUGAAGAUGCAGAGAAGACAAUCCAGCUUCGGCCAACCUGGGAGAAGGGCUAUUUCCGGAAAGGCUGUGCACUAGAGGCGCUUAAGCGCUAUGAUGAGGCGCUGGCUGCCUUCAAAGAAGCUGCGGAACUGAACCCCAAGAGUCAGGACAUAACGUUGAAGAUCCGGGGUAUGACCCGUCUCGCACGGGACUCAAAACGGAGUGCGGCUGGUAAAGGCCCACCUCAAGAAGAGGCUGUGAGAAACGAGGACGAGUACGAGAAGGCAAAAGCAGACCAGAGUCUGGGGCCGUCCAUACCAUACAGCGAAACGAGGGUGCGGGCUUUUGCAAAGAGGAUGCUCGAAAAGGCCGCAGACGACUUUGUUGAAGCUGGGGGCAAGCUGGAUGCAUCCGUGAUGUUCCAGCCUGGAAGGUACAAAGAGGGGUCUACCAAUCAGGAGGCAGAUCAGUCGCAAGUGGCCAUCAACCAGGCGUUCGAAUCUCCAGACACGCUUGCGCAGUGCGUAGACUUUCUUCGACGGUAUGCAGUGGACACGGGCGCGCAUGCGGCGUGUUUAGUGGCCCUCAAAAGCAAGAUUUCCUUCCCCCAGAGAUGGCGGGGCCUAGGGGAGCGCGGUUGGAAACACGGGUCGAAAGACGGGAUCUUCGUCCAGCUCGAAGCUCCAAAAAUGCGCGAGGUCUGGUUCAUACCCACGAACGAGGAGAAGGGGCACUGUAUACCGGGCGGUGCU